CGUUCUCUACUUCUUCGAGGCUGUCGUUCUCGUUGCCGCCCUCUGCGUCUUCUUCUGCUGCUGCGGUUGCCACUUCUGAUCUCUCAUCUUGUUCUUUUCAUUCUUUUCAUUUUUGGUUUGGUUUCGUUUCGUUUCGUUGAUGGCGGAGGAGGUGGGAGCCUGCUAUCCGACGCCAAUCUGGCCCGGGAGGACUCGUGUAGGCUGGAUCGGGACUGGUGUUAUGGGAUCCGCCAUGGUCAGCCAUAUUCUCGCCGCCGGCUAUGCAGUCGCCAUCUAUGCUCGAUCCCCAGCGAAAGUCGACCAUCUACGACGCGCUGGAGCUCGAUUCUUAGCCUCCCCAGCCGACGUAGCUAGAUCCAGCGACGUCGUCUUCACAAUGGUAGGUCACCCAUCCGAUGUUCGAUCUGUUAUUUUAGAUCCCACCACCGGCGUUCUCUCAUCUCUCUGCGACAACGGCGUGCUCGUCGAUUGCACGAGUAGCCAUCCAACACUCGCCCGUGAAAUAGAAGAAGCAGCGAAGGCGAAGAGCUGCUGGUCCAUCGACGCGCCAGUCUCCGGCGCCGAACAAGGGGCGAAAAAUGGGAAGCUAGCGAUCUUCGCGGGGGGCAACGAGGAGGUGAUCGAAUGGCUACGCCCACUGUUCGAUUUGAUGGGGAAAGCGAGGUGGAUGGGCAGGGCAGGAAGCGGGCAAAGCAGCAAGAUCGCGAACCAGAUCGUAGUGGGAGCGAACCUGAUGGGAAUGAGCGAGGCAAUGGUGUUCGCGGAGAAAGCGGGGCUGGAGAGAAAUGGGUUCUUUGAGGCGGUGAGAAGCGGGGCAGCGGGGACGAAGGUGAUGGAAUUGUUUGGAGGGAAGGUAGUGGAAAGGGAUUAUGAGGCAGGGGCGCUGGCAGAAUACAUGGUGAAAGAUUUGGGGAUGGGAUUGGAUGAGGAGGGAAUGGUGUUACCUGGUGCGGCAUUGAAUAGGCAGUUGUUUAUGGGGAUGGUGGCUAAUGGGGAUGGGAAAUUGGGGAUUCAUGGACUUGUUACUGUGAUGGAGAGGAUGAAUAAUAUCCGCAAUGUUUCUCCACCUUAUCUCCAAACUUCCCUCCAAGGCCCCAAAAAUCACAGAGGUAGAGAAGACAUGGCACUUGGAGUUGCAAAGCUAGUGGCUUUUGCAAUACCAUCCUGUUCUACAAAGAGUCACUCUUCUUCUUCUCUUCUUCUCCAACACAAUGACCCUCUCCUUGGCCUUAGACCUCCCUUCAAUAGCAGACAAACUGUUAGAAGAGCACCAAGAGCCUCUCUUUCUACUCCAAAGGAAUCAGUCCUCAGAGCCUUCAAUGAAAGAAGGGCAUUAAAGAUCAUCUCUGGUCUCCAAAAUUUUGACAAAGAGAACAUUGCCUCUGUUGUUACUGCUGCAGAUAAGGGAGGUGCCACUCAUGUUGACAUAGCUUGUGAUCCAGAGCUGGUAGAACUUGCUGUGAAAUUAACCUCUCUUCCGGUUUGUGUCUCGUCUGUGGAUCCUUCAGCAUUUGCUCCUGCUGUGGAAGCAGGUGCUCAAAUGGUCGAAAUUGGAAACUAUGAUUCCUUCUAUGAAAUGGGCAUUCAGUUCUCUCCAGAUCAGAUACUAAAGCUAACACAAGAAACAAAGAGGAUUCUUCCAUUCACAACACUCUCUGUCACUGUGCCACACACAUUAACUCUUCCUGAUCAGGUAAAGCUAGCAGAAGCACUUGAGCAGGAAGGCGCCGACAUUAUUCAAACAGAAGGCGGAAAAUGUUCUAAUCCUUCAAAACCAGGGAUUCUUGGUUUAAUUGAGAAGGCAACACCAACACUAGCCGCCGCAUAUUCAAUUUCUCGAGCUGUUAAAAUUCUGGUUAUGUGCUCAUCUGGACUUAGCUCUGUAACUGCACCAAUGGCUUUGACAGCAGGAGCAGCUGGUGUGGGUGUUGGUUCAGCUGUGAACAAGCUCAAUGACUUGAUUGCUAUGAUCGCCGAGGUUCGAAGUAUUGCCGAUGCACUUGGACUACCAAUAACUUAUGUAUCUGAAGAACAAAGAACUGCAUACUAUUAGUGCAUUCUUUGUGCUGCAUGGAUGACUUUUGAAAGUCAAUAGUAUAACAGUGUAACGUAAUGACUUCUAAUUUUUCUUGUACUGAGCUGAGAUGAACUACAAUGUUUACACAUUGUUCAUUAUCUCUGAUAUCAUUUACUGUCA
Dioscorea cayenensis subsp. rotundata (Guinea yam) is the source of this 2197-nucleotide messenger RNA. RefSeq lists its product as uncharacterized. The transcript has 10 exons. NCBI's taxonomy places the organism in Eukaryota, Viridiplantae, Streptophyta, Magnoliopsida, Dioscoreales, Dioscoreaceae. The record is from RefSeq and is a predicted model, not a curated record. Gene Ontology annotation, molecular function: NAD binding; NADP binding; oxidoreductase activity. The coding region runs from base 140 to 2053 and encodes 637 amino acids.